Didymodactylos carnosus is the source of this 1437-nucleotide messenger RNA. The record is from the annotation of a GenBank genome assembly. Lineage: Eukaryota; Metazoa; Rotifera; Eurotatoria; Philodinida; Philodinidae.
AUGGACACACACAAUAAUAUGACUUUAUCUUAUUCAGCACCAAAAUCUGUUUGUUAUAAAGGUAUUUGUCAACAUGUUAUGAGAAACGAUAACGAGGAAGCAUGCUAUGGUCAUCAGUAUUGCCAGUGUCCUCAUUGUUCAUUGUGGUUGUGUCUGGAACACUUGAAUCAACAUCAGCAAGAAGAUAUCCAAAACAGAUUUCAUGCAAUGAAUGAUCGUUUGAACCAAAUCCAACAAAACAUUGAAAUAUUAACAAUAGAACCAUUGCGUGUAAAAUGUUAUAACAUAUUAGAUAAAUGGAAGCAAAAACAAAUAGAAUCAAUCAACGAAUUUCACCGUUUGAAAUUAAACGAAUUUGACAUGAUUUACGCACAAGUGGCAAGCGAAUUACAGAAUAUGAAAGAAAAACGAUCAGAUGAAUUGAAAAAAUACCUCCCAACAUUGACAACAAAACAAAAAUCCGUUCACCCACAUGAGUUAGAAUUACUCGACACAAAAUUAAAUGAAAUUCAACAAGAAAUCGAUACAUUCUCAAGAGAAACUUUAAUCGAUAUCCUCCAUGAUCAAAUAAAAUCGGAUGAUACAAUUAAAAUAACAAAAGAAAAGACAGAAUUUGAGAAGCAUCAUCCGUUAUUAUUUAGUGUGGAUUAUUUGAACAAAAUGCAGUUAAUUAGACAAAUUCAUUUGAAGAAAGACGCGCGCAGUAUUGCUUCAUCAGCUGAGCAUAUUUUGAUACGACAAUCACGGCCGGCAAAACUUGUUUUAUAUGAUCGUGAAAAGCUGUUGAAAGAUUUUAUAAUCGACAUAACGCUUGACGGUGCUGUUGAAGAUUUAUGCUGGUCAUCAUAUUUAUUUGCAUUUCUUGUUCUUCACUCUAAAGCAUUAUUUUCGCUAAGUCCGGAAACCUUAAAACUGAUUAGAAUACACGAAGUCAAAGCGGACGAAGGACACUUUUGGUCAUUAACAACGAAUGAUACUGACGUCUUUAUUAGUACGAACAGAGGUUUUCUGAUUCAACGUUUCUCGUUACCAUCAUGGAGAUUAAUUAAACAAUGGAAUAGAGAAGAUAUAUUAGAUCCAAAAGAUGCUAGUGUUAAUUGUAUUAGAAGCAAUGAAUCUAGUCUAAUUGCAGCAAUCAUUAGUAAAGAUGGCACUUGGCAUUGUGAUACGUUUGAUUUCAAUAUGAAGCAAAUGCGUCGUGGCUCAGCUUUGGAUGAAGCAAACGCUACACACGAUUGCAACUCAGAGUUGUUCUCACUUAGCAAUAAUAAUCAGUGGUUAUUUUUGAAUCGACAUAAGGAUUCAAUGUGGUUGAUCACUAAUGAUACAGAUGAAAAGUGUGAUAAAGAACAGUGCUUAGCAGGGUGUAUAAUGGGUGAUAAAUAUCUGGUUCUAAGUAAUCAUAGUCCACCUCGACUAGAAAUAUUUCAACUUUAA